Messenger RNA from Lytechinus pictus (painted urchin), 6946 nucleotides. RefSeq names its product luc7-like protein 3. Gene Ontology annotation, cellular component: U2-type prespliceosome; U1 snRNP. Lineage: Eukaryota; Metazoa; Echinodermata; Echinoidea; Temnopleuroida; Toxopneustidae. Gene Ontology annotation, molecular function: mRNA binding. The transcript is spliced from 10 exons. Bases 2143 to 3336 code for a protein of 397 amino acids. Gene Ontology annotation, biological process: mRNA splice site recognition. The record is from RefSeq and is a predicted model, not a curated record.
GAUUUCCCUGUGAAAAACCUUCGUUCAGGGGGAAAUGGACUUGGUUUUUUUUUCAGGCCGAAUCUAGCUCAGAUAUUACAUCGUGUUUGUGAGUUUGUAGAAUCUAUCGCUACAUGCACAAAGUCAAUUGAUUUCCGAGUUUCGGAGCAUCGGAUGUGCCAGCCAAUAACGAUCGUGUUACCAUUUUCGGUUUAUGAUGAACUGAAAAUGGUAACAUGAACGUGAUUGGCUGGCGCUUCGUAUGCUGAAGGUGCAAAAGAAACAUGGCGACGAUUGAACGAUCUCAGUCACAUCAUCACUUGAAAAACUUGUAUUUUUUUAUAUUUCGAAGGUAAUUUGUGAGAUUCAAAAUGAGACUUGUGUACUUUUGUGAUGAGUUACAAUCACGUCUUAAACUAUGCAAUACAAAUCCAAUACAUGUACGGUAUACUGGUAAGCAAUUUUCGGGUAUCAGGUAUUGAUUUUUCUACCCGGGUACCUGAGGCAUGCGGGCGGGACCAGGGUACCCGGGUUUUAGACCCAGCCCUACUCAGGAGCACAAACUGCAUCUAUGGAGCUGGUUCUCUCUGUGAUUGGAAACAUUGACAUUUUCUCACCUUGUAUAGCCCACCACUAUUUUUAGUCUUUUUAGAUCCAUCCAUCACCCAUCGUAUACUCAAUAUUAUAAUAUUUACUUGUCCUCGGUAUUCUCUUUAAGAUGAAAUAAAAAUGGCAAUGUACAUGUAUGGAAUGUUAUUAUUAAAAAAAAGUGUGUGUUUGAGAGGGGGAAAAAAGUAAAACAGAAUGCUGAAAAUUUGAAAGAAAUUAGAAUAAGAAAGUUAUGGCAGCAGUGUGGUGAUCCCUAAGACUAUGUAAAUUUCAAAUUGGCAAUUUGCUAAGUGAAAGAUGACACGUGACAGGGACAACUUUCCAAUGGGGUUUGCCCUUAAUUAUAGAUUUGUGAGUUUCUCCUAAGAACUUAUUCCCCUGGUGCAGUAAUAAAGUUAUAACACAGAAUGUCCUCGUGGAAGAAAACUUCUUAAUAAAUUACAUCUGAGCCAUUUUGUGUAUUGGAGCACAUAAAAGAAGAGUCAUAUCUACCUUAUAUCACAGUGGCAAUGUCUCCAUGAUUACAUGUAUAGCAAGAUCACAACUUUUAAAAAUGCAACUUGUUGGCUUGCUAUUGUUCAAACUUCACCUACCUGCUUUGAUUUUUUCUCUAAAAACAAAAAAAGGUGCAUUUUAAUUAUUUUUUCAGAUAGAUAAUGAAGUAGAUAUUGUCAUUUUUAUAAAUAAUGAAAACUGAUAAAAGUCAAAUUCACCCCAGAAAAAUCUUGAUUUUAAUCAAAAGAGAAAAAUCAGACAAGUAUAACACUGAAAAUUUUAUCAAAAUCGGAUGUGAAAUAAGAAAGUUACAAAAUUAAAGUUUCGCUUAUUUUCUACAAAACAGUUGUAUGCACAACUCAGUGACAUGCAAAUGAGAGAGUCGAUGAUGUUCCUCACUCACUAUUGCUUUUGUUUUUUAUUGUUUGAAUUAAGGACAAUAUUCCAAUUUUUACAGAUUUGACGAUAAAAACCAACUUGACUGAACCAGAAAAUGUUAAAAUAAUGGUAAUACCACAUGUUCAGGGAGUAAUAAAGCUUUUUUCACAGUACGGGAAGAAAAUUUAAAGAUUUCAUAUAAUGAAAUACAAAUGGAAUAGUGGGUGAGUAAUGUCAUCAGUCCCCUCAUUUGCAUACUGACCAGGAUGUGAAUAUAACUCUUUUGUGAAAUUAAGCAAAGCUUAAAAAUGUCAUAACUUCUUAUUUUACAUCCGAUUUUGAUGAAAUUUUCAGUGCUAUGCUUGUUGGAUUUUCCUCUUUUUAUUCAAAUCAACUUUUGUUGGGGUGGACUUGUCCUUUAAGAAUUUCCUAUCUGACUGUGUAACCAAGAUUUCAUUUCGUCUCAAUCCCAUACUACAACACUGCAUGUUUACAUCAGACAAACACCAAUUAUGAAUUAAUCUCACCUUUUUCUUUUCCUAUCAGGUUUGUAAACACUAUCUGGUGGAUUUCUGUCCAAAUGAGCUUUUUGUGAACACAAGAUCUGAUUUAGGUCAGUGUGAGAAAAUACAUGAUGAUCAUCUGAAAAAAGAUUACAAGGAGAGUAGCCGUUUUAAGCGGAUGAAUUAUGAGGAGGAGUUCUUGCAAUAUCUCCAACAGAUCAUGAAUGAUGUUGAGAAGAGAAUCAAGAGAGGCCAUUCCAGACUGGCACUCAACAGCAACAGAGCAAAUCUGACAGCUCCUAAUAGAGGUCCUGAUGAAGAGCAGAUUAAGAUCCUAUCAGAACGCAUCACCUCACUCCUAGAGCAGGUGGAAUCCUUAGGCUGUGAAGGAAGGGUAGAUGAAGCCCAAAACGUCAUGAAGCUAUGCGAUAAACUAACCAUGGAGAGGGCAGAGUUGCAAGCUGCAUCAGAGGAAGUAUUGGACACCAUUCUUUCCCAGGAAAAGCAGAUGGAAGUGUGUGAGGUUUGCGGAGCAUUCCUCAUCGUAGGUGACUCACAGACAAGAGUAGAUGAUCAUCUAAUGGGCAAACAACACAUGGGAUUUGCCAAGAUCAAACUCACUAUUGAAGAAAUUAGGGACAAAAGGCAUAAACUAAUAACAGACAGGGAAGAUAAAAUCAGGAAAGAAAGAGAAGAGCGAGAAAAGGAAAGAGAAAAGGAGAGGGAAGAAAGAAGGAAAAGAGAACGGGAAAGGGAAAAGGAGAGGGAAAGGGAGAGAGAAGAAAGGCGCAAGGAGAGGGAAAAGAGAGAGAGAGAAAGGUCAAGGAGGCGAUCAAGGUCGAGAUCCCGUGAUCGGAGGAGGAGGAGCAGGUCCCGCGAUCGUCGCCGCAGCAGAUCUCGUGAUAGACGUCGUAGCCGCUCUCGGGAUAGAACACGUGAUAGACGAAGGAGCAGGUCAAGCGAGCAUCGCCAUCGAAGCCGAUCAAGAGAUCGUAGGAGGAGUCGUUCCAAAGAGAGGAGAAGGGAUAAGUCUAGGAGUAGAUCCAGGGAAAGAAGACAUAGCAGAAGGGGCUCUAGAGAGAAGAGCAGUAGAUCAGAAGAGAGAGGUGAUAGUAGGAAAGGAAGUCGUGACCGGUCCAGGUCCAAGUCUCCUGCAAAGGAUACCAAAGAUGAGGAAAAUAUGGAUCAAGCCCCACAGGAAAAUCAAGAAGACCAGAAGAUCGGAGAAGAGGAUUCCAGCAAGGCAGAGGAGAGUAUGGAUACAGUCGACCGAGACCAAGCUACCACUGAUGACGGCGAGAUGGGUGAGGGAGAGAAGAAGGUCAGCGUGAAUGGAAGCGAUGAACCCCAAGUCCAGAUGCCAGCAUUUUAACCAUCCAAUACUCAAGGUGACACUCAACUCUCAACAGAACUCUUUUCAGGAUGUACGGUACACUCCAGGAUCUCACUACCUUGGAGGGCACUCCAGAGGGCGACAUUUGGCAUUGGCAUCAAUCCACAACACUCUUGAGUUGCUUCAGUAUAGGUUAGAGCUUUAAUUAGGCAACACUGUACUUCAGUAUGUUAUGAAAGUUAUUUUUGUAGUUUGUUUUUUUACAUAACAUGGAAUUGAAAUAAUUGUUUUUUUUCCCUGUUUGCACUUGUUCUAUACAUGGUUCAUCGGUGUAAAGAUUGUACUAUGGUUUCAAUGCAUUUCGUGUGUAUGUACCCUUUUUUGUCAGUCUCAAUUGAGUAUAAUUAUGUCCCUGUCAAGCAAGGAAGGUCCUUAUGUUCAUCAAACCUGGAUGUGGUACUAUCCGAUUUCCUUGAACAGAUAUUAUGUGGCCAUGCAUUAGUCUUCACCUAUCAGGUAUGUGUAGUUUUAAGAUAUUAAAAAGGACUAUAUCUUACAUCUCAUUUGUUAGCUUGCUUAUCGUACCAAUCAAAGUGAACAUAUUAAUAAAUCCAGACAAUUGUGUAUUGUAAGUCAAUUUUGGGAUAAAAACAAGCACAUUCAAUCUUUCUUUCCCCUGCAGAAAAGUUCAUGUGAAAACUGCAAAAUUGAUUUGUAGUAUAUUGAUAUUUAGAAAGAUAAUAAACAAUGAUUUUCUUGUGAGUUACCCAGACUUCACUUGAAAAAAAAAGUUUUGUAUCAGCACUUUGACCAUGGAAACCUUGGUCCAGUCUCAUAAAGCUUGUAUGAAAAUGUAAACUUUGAAGCUUCUGAAAUCGCAGCAUUUGAUUGGCUAAGAGUAAUUUUCAUAGUGCAUGAUAACAUGCUUUGUGAAACCUGGUCCGAUUACGAAUCCCUUUGGAAUUGGAGAAUCAAUUUCAAUCAGAUAUUUUUGAGAUCUCUGUCUUAAAUGUUAUCCAAAAUUUAAAAUUAUAACAAUAUACUUUACUGAAAUCUAAGGAAAGAAUUUACAUUCGAGAUUUAAGGUGAUAAGUAUUAUUUGGGAAUUUAUUCCUCUUGUGCAUAUUUAAUAUUUACACAGAAAAUUAUUAAGUUGAUUGUUUUAAUCAAGCCUCUGAAAUUAUUAUUUUGGAUAAUAUGAUGGAAAAUGUGUGUGAUAGUUGUUUGUCCAUUUUUUCCACCUCAUUUUCAUGAAAAUAAAGUUAUUUUUGUUACACAGAGUUCUGAACUUAUGGGGCCUGUUGCAUAAAACUUUUUUACCGGAGAAAACUCUGGUAAAAACUGAAAACUUAAAGGUUAGUCUGAUUUCUGCCAUUGACUUUAAGACAGGGCAAAAACUCCGGUAAAAAACAACCUGAGAUUUCUCAGGUAAAAGGUUUUAUGCAACGGGCCCAUGAUGUCCGAUGUUAUAUUUUUAGGUUGGGAUGUGAUAAAUCAAUUUGCACCUAAAGUACUUCAGAAUAUCAUACAAUAUGUAAGUUGGGUUAAAAUCAUACUGCUGGAUCAUUCUACUACAAGUAUUUAAACAUGUAUAUUCAUAGCAGGAAUUCUGGUUAUUAUUUGGGGGAUAGAGACAUUGAUUGACAAAAUCAAAUAUAUGUUGUGGAUUUUUUUAUGUGAAUGAGGAGCACUACAUUGUGGAAAUUUAUGGCCUGUAAAAAAAGGUGUUGAUUUGAUCAUUUGUACAUAUUUAAUCAAAGAAGUGGGUUUUUUUCUGUUUUUUUUUCUCCAAGAAAUGCUGAAGCGUAUGUUGUUCUACAUUUGAGAAUUACAUUUUGUAAAUGAAUGGAGGAAGAAGGAAGAAAAAGAAAACAGGAGAGUAUUUCAUGAAACAAUAGUUGGUGAAUUUCACUGACAAAUGUUUUAAGCAACUGAAAUCCUUGCAUCUGAUUGGCUCAGAACAAAUUUGUAAGUGAAAAUCACUGACAAGGUGCUUCGUGAAGUACUCUUUCUGAUGAUUGUUUAUAUAAGUGAGACUUAAUCAGUAGCUACAGAUACUUAUCUCAGUAUAUGCAAACUUGGGGAGGAAAAUCAGUUUAUACCUGUCUGUAUAUCCAAGGUAGAUUUGUAAAAGAAUUUUCAAUUAUUUUUGGAAUGAAAGGAUAUAAAUUAUACUUAUCUCUGAAAGAGGUGAAUUUAAAAUACUUAAUUAUUUGAUGGGCUAAACAAAUGGAAAAUUUUCAACUAUUUGGGUUUAAUUGUGACAGUCAUGUACAGAGAUAUCUAGGAUGUGAAUGCAGUAUUUGAUAUUUACUACAUGCAUGAAAUGAGCUUCAACGUUUUUUCCAUAUAUUUUUGUUAGUACUCUUUCUGUAUGCUUGCAAUGAAUGAUCUCCAUAUAAACACAUGAGGGAGAAUGUAAAUUAAUCUUUCAUCAAAUUGAAGAGAUGGAUACUUCUUUGAUUUCCUGCUUACUUGUUUAGAAUGAAUACGACAGCCAUAGGAACCGUUUGUGUACCUCGAUGGGCUGAAGGGAUUGGCUCUGGGUUGGGGAAUUUGGGAGUGAGUUUCUAUGCUAGCUUUGAAAAGGAAAUAAAGCCCCCCCCCCCCCCUCAAUCAAGGUCCAAUCUGGACUAGAAUUACACUUAAUCCAGGGACGUCCCUGCUUAAUCAAAUCUUUGAAAUAAAAAAAUAUGGAAUGAUAUGAACCUGCCUGUCAAAAAUCUCAUACUGUUUUGCCUUCUUGACACCUUGGAUAGCAUUUUUAAGUGAGAUGCAGGAAGAGCUUGAUAUGUGUACUCAGAAUGUAACAUUUCCUGUUUUUUUUAACAAGAUUGUUUGCAUCAAUAAUUUUUCAAACUUGAACUGCCCAAGGAUGCAUGAUCUUGUGUACAGGAGAAAGGCAAAUGAUGCUUUAUUGGUGAACAUCUUACACUAUCAUUUAUUGUACACAUUGUUAGAUGUAAGAAAAAAAAAGAAAAUGUCACUUCAAAAUACAUUUUUCUUGAAAUUUGUUGAGAAGCAUUUUGUAUGAAUGAUCCUUCUAAAGCGUUGAAAUGACAACCAAUCCCAAUGCCACCAUUUAGUCCAGGAUAGGCCCCAUAGAAACUUGACCAAACCUUGUUUUUUUAUAUAUACAAUAUUUUUUGAUGGUUUCUUGUCAAUUCGAGGUGGCAUCAUCCAGAUUCGUAAUCAGCACCCUCGAAUUGACAAGAAACCAUCAAAAAAUAUUGUAUAUAUAAAAUAACAAGGUUAUGCCUCUUCUAUCCUGGACUAAUUCUGAUUAUGAUGAAGAGAGUGGGAAUCGUCACCUUUCUUACCUCUUGCUGUGAUAUUUAAUUAUACUCUAUUCGACUAUUCCUUUACUCUCUGAUUGAAAUGCUGUUUCUUUCUCAUUAUAUUUUGUUUAAUGUGAUAAACCAUUCCGAUUUUGCAGCUAAAGUGGUUGGGAGUUCUGUUAACAAUAUAAAGUUAAAGGACCAUUGACUUUUCAAUUUCACCUCGGUAGGCAAGGUCUAAAUUUGCAUGAUAAUUGAUCUCCUAUUCGAUAAUAGUGACACUAUUAUAUGAUAGUCAUGUAAAGCUUAUAACUAUUCCUUGUCCUACGAUCUUCCUGUAAAUAAAGCAGUUAAAUAAUGAAUAAACAUAC